GGGGGCGGGGCUUAGAGGAGACGGGGCGGGGCUUCAAGGAGACGGGACGUUCAAACCACUCCAUAAAGACAUCCGCCUAUCUCUGUUCAGGCUGGGAGUUUUAAAAAAAAUUAACUACAACAUGCAAAAUAUGAGUCUAGAUUAAGUUACGUAUAAACGCCAGCAUCCAUAGCCGGGUCCGAGCCAAGGUGAGACAGAUCCGAAGAUGCCACGUUGCCUUUGGCGUGUCUGAAGUUGCUAGCACUGCACCAUCUGGACCGGACAGCCACCUCUGCUUCGCUGGACAUCAAAAAAAAUCUGAAGGUGGAAUGAUUUUUCUUAACAUUGUUGUCUAAAGGAGGGGUAUGGCCCUGCGAACAUCUGCUUUUCCCAACUGGUUUGUUGCAGCCAUCCAUGCAAUAGGCUGGGUACUAAUUGUACCUUGUUUUUGGUUUUUGGAUCGGUUUAUUGCUUCAUGGAAAUCCACAACAUUGGAAAAAAGUCUGCGAGAAGAGCAGGAAUGUUACCUUCAUCCUCUGGAGGUGUUUUUCAGCUCAAUCUUAUUUUUUAUUCUUUUUCUGAUUGCAUGUCCCUUUGCCUUCAUCGGCUUCUUACUAUGGGCACCUCUUCAGGCCUGUCGUAGACCCUUUUCCUACCAUAGAGAAACAAAAAUCCCAGAAAAAGAGAGUAACUUUAAGUUGACAGAGAAGACCUCAUUCGGAUUUGCCACUGCUAAUUUGUGUCUUUUACCUGACAGUGUAGCUCGCUUUAACAACCUCGGACACACACAGCGCAGAGCAACAGCUAUUGGUCAACGUAUUGCACAUGGUGUUCAUCGCCCCCAAAUUCGUAUCAUUGUAGAGUCUCCGAGCAGCUGUGGCACCCUCAGCCCUUCUGUUAGCAUACUUUCUGAGGGUAGCUCACCAUGUCCCGAGGCUACAAGUAAACAAAUAGCCCCAGCAGGUGGUACCUAUGGCUCCACAGACAAUCACAACACAGUUACAAAGCCUGCAAAUGUAGAGGCAGUCAUACCGAACAGUGACAUGGACGAUCAAUUGAUAGACUCUCCAACUACCCCGCUAAAUUCAAAUCAAAACUCCAACCAGCAAGACCGACCCCGUGCUCUACUCAGUCGUGGCCACAGCUCAGACGAUAAUAUAAUUUGGGAAAUGUCAUCAUUGUUUCCAACUAAUUUGGAUGUAAUCUGUCUGGAAGAGGUGUUUGAUAAAAGAGCAGCACAAAAGCUCAUAACUGCACUUAAGCCUGUGUUUGGACAUAUUCUGUAUGAUGUUGGGGUGUACGCCUGCCAGCCCCCAUGCAAGUGCUCCACUUUUAAGUUCUUUAAUAGUGGCUUGUUUGUUGCGAGUCGCUUCCCAGUGCUGCAGGCUCAGUUCCACUUUUUCCCAAACAGCCGCGGGGAGGAUGCGCUAGCCGCAAAAGGGCUGUUGGCCACAAAGCUGCUUAUUGGGAAGAAUGAAAGACAAAAGGAUGUGGUUGGAUUUUUUAAUUGCACACAUCUUCAUGCCCCUGAAGGUGAAGGAGUAAUUCGUUGUAUACAGUUAGACAUGGUAACUAAGUGGAUUGCCGAUUUUCAAGCGGCAAACACUGUCCCGGAUGAAGAUGUGGUGUUUGAUGUUCUCUGUGGAGAUUUUAAUUUUGACAAUUGCUCACCUGAUGACACGUUGGAACAAAAUCACUCUCUAUUUGAGAUGUACAUAGAUCCAUGCAGAGCUGGUCCUGGCAAAGAGAAGCCUUGGGUCUCUGGAACUCUCUUGGAGCAGCCCACUUUGUAUGAGGAAGAUGUAAAUUCACCAGACAGUUUGCAAAGAACUUUGGGAGAUGAGAAGUUGAGAAAGCAGUACAUCUCUCCUCCGGUCCCUGCUGCAGGACAACCUUUGGUUUACCCCGAAAAUGGCCAGCCUUGGAUUGGACGCAGAAUUGACUACAUUUUGUACCGCCAAAGCUCACUCUCCAAACACUACAAGACGGAAAUAGAAGAGGUGCACUUUAUAACUCAUUUGGCCGGACUUAUAGACCAUAUCCCUGUCAGUGUCAGACUAGGUAUAAAAAAGGACGUAGAGGACACAGAGAAUAUUGAGGAAUGAAACUCAGGUUUACACAAAUGGGAUAAAAGGGAAUGUACAUGUUUAACAGUAAUUUAUGCUUUAUUUUAUAUUUUAGGAAACUGAAAAUUGUAAGGCCUUUUCAGGCCUCACCACUUUUAUAAAAGUAUUUUUUGUCCUUUUUUUAUUCAGCGUUUUAUACUGAAAUAAAUGGCAACUGAUUUUAACAUGUCAGUUUUUCUAAACGUCACAAAAUAAAAAUGGGAUUUUAUAUUGGAACAA
Messenger RNA from Periophthalmus magnuspinnatus, 2324 nucleotides. RefSeq names its product sphingomyelin phosphodiesterase 5 (gene smpd5). Gene Ontology annotation, cellular component: cytoplasm; extracellular region. Gene Ontology annotation, biological process: sphingomyelin metabolic process. The record is from RefSeq and is a predicted model, not a curated record. NCBI's taxonomy places the organism in Eukaryota, Metazoa, Chordata, Actinopteri, Gobiiformes, Gobiidae. Gene Ontology annotation, molecular function: sphingomyelin phosphodiesterase activity. The coding region runs from base 345 to 2084 and encodes 579 amino acids. The transcript is spliced from 8 exons.